AUGUCCCACGCUCAAAGUACUAUCAACCCUGCCCGGGCCAAUUUCUUCCGGGACCUGAAAGGGGAUCUUGGUCAUGAGGUAUUGGAAACCCUGGACCCCGAGAAGGCCAAGUCCCAGAGCCUUCCGACAGCAGCAGGCUCCUCUACGACUAAACUCGAGAGAUAUCCAUGCAUAACCCAGAAGCCCACGCCUGCGGCGAUUGCAGGUAGUAUUAGUGCUACAGCCCUUCAAGUUGGGCUUGGAAAGGAGAUACCCCGCUGGAAGACCGGACCGACAAAAACUGUCAACUUCGCCGUUCUUGCGAAUGGAUAUCCAAAGCCGGACCUCGCUUUUCUGGCAGCGAACAAGUUGCAUGAAGCCGCCAAUGAAUGGAAUGAGCUGAAGCUCGGUGUGCAGUUUGAAUGGGUUUCUAAGAUCGAAGAUGCCGCAUUCGUCCUCACCUACGCAAAGGAAGUCAGCCCUGGGACCCUUGCUGAGGCAUUUUUUCCGAAUAAUGUGGAUUUGAACGUGCUGAACGUCUAUCCUGCUGCAUUCCAGGAAGGAACAGUGCAAUACUUGAAGAAUAUUUUCUUACACGAGCUAGGUCACAUCCUGGGACUUCGUCACGAAUUUGCCCCGGAGAGGGAAACUGAUGCCAACCUAAACUCGGUCCAAAUUGGUCCACGUAACCCAACAUCAGUGAUGGCAUACGAAUUCCCUCCCCUGAUGCAGCCCUCGGAUAUCGACAGCACUAAAACUUUCUACCAAUUCUCUGGAACACAUCUUGGAGUUAUGGAAAAGACUGGUAGGUUGCCCAUUGUGGACUACGACGCAAAUAACUAG
Penicillium argentinense is the source of this 822-nucleotide messenger RNA. RefSeq lists its product as uncharacterized. Gene Ontology annotation, molecular function: metallopeptidase activity. The coding region runs from base 1 to 822 and encodes 273 amino acids. NCBI's taxonomy places the organism in Eukaryota, Fungi, Ascomycota, Eurotiomycetes, Eurotiales, Aspergillaceae. The transcript has a single exon. The record is from RefSeq and is a predicted model, not a curated record.